AUGGCGUUCACCGGCCACCAGGGUCCAUUCGCAGAACCCAAGUCCGAGUCCCAGGCUAUCCUACUCCCUGCCAGAAAAUCCACAAGCCGCAGCAGUGAGCCUCCUCCCAGCCCUCCCAGCACUGACACUCAAGGGGAGCUUCGCGAUCUGAAUGAGCGGGCCUGGGCUGGAGAGAGUGAUCUCUUCCCUGUUAGCAAAUCGCUCGAUUCAUCGUUGAAGAAGAACACGGCUUUCAUCAAGCGUCUCCGAACCGGCAUCAAUGCCUCUGUCCAGCAGACCUUCCUGGCCGAUAUUCGCGCCUUGUCGCUGCACAAGUACCUAUCCGAGAUCAUUUCCGCCUGUUACGAAGGCCUAUGCAAGCUAAAAACGCCGGGGGAGAUCGCUGCGGGCGUGGAGAUCACCAGCGCGCUACAUCAGCGCUUCGGACCCGCCGAGUUCACGAGACAGAUUGGGUGGCUGUUAGGUCGGGGUCUCAGCACGCCGGACAAGUCGCAACUGAAAUCCCUCAGUCAGGAACUGCGCGAGCGUGAAGAGAAGGAAAGGCUUUCCCGACAUAGGGUGCUACUCAGAGUGGUUACGGAGCUUUGGCUGGUGGGCGUGCUGAGGACCCUCGAUGACAUUGAGAGGCCGGAAGACUUGGGUUCCAAAGGCAAGGAUGGCGUUGUUGGAAUUAGUGGCAAAGCGGUUGAUGUUGUUUCCAAGCCCAAGGCGGUACCAUCUACGGCCAAGGAUGGCGACAAAGAGGCCGAGCCGUUCCCUCUUGAGGUGUUGAAGGAUCUACUCGGCCACGACCGCGAGCAUGUGAACUUACCACUUGCCGUCCUAUUUGCCAAGAGCUUCAGCUGGGAUAUUCUCGGAGCGAAGACGGUUGACGAGAGCAGGAAGACCGUGGAUGCAGAUGGAGGCACUACAUCUGCUACCCCCACGGGAACAGCAAACGGUGGGGAGGAUGAAAAUGCGACUACUGCCGAGAAUGAUCCGCCACUGGUGCCAGAGAAAAUGCAGCUCCGUUUCAAGAGCAUUAUGAGCCGGUACUUGGAGGAUGUGAAGGCACAUGUUGUUCGUGAUCAAAGAGCGUUGGCAGCCCAAAGUCGUCGAAAUGCAGAAGCAUACGUCAAAAGUGGCGAGAUUUUUGAGGAUCGUCAAGCGAACUUUGAAAAGCAAAGCAAGUCGUUGGAGAAGCUUGUUGCCAAUACGCUGGUGUUGUGCGAGGUUCUCGGGGUGGAUAUGCCAGCCUUGGCUGAACAAGAAUCGGCAGAUGCUGCUUCGAGUGGCGGAAUUGGUCUUGUCAAGACUGCCGAGUACCUGCGUGGCCAGGGAGAAGGUUCAGGUUUCUGGGAAGAUGAGGAAGAACGGCGAUUCUAUGAGAAUCUGGUCGACCUUAAAGGUAAAGUUCCGGCAGUCUUGCUUGAAGAUGGCAAGAAGAAAAAGCCCGAGGCCGACGAAACCGCGAAAAAGAAGGCGGAAGGCGAAGCUACUCCGGAGUCAACCACUGAGAAGGCUGAGGUCACAAAUCAAACUCCAUCAGGGGAAGAAAAAGUCACGGCAGAGACAGAUGAUCAAUCUACCGCUAUUGCGAGCAAGACCGUUGGAGCACAGGUGGAUGCUCUCCUGGCGAAACUUCCUGAUCUCCAGACGAAGGAUCAAGUUGAUCAGUUGGCUCUCGAUUUUUGCUUUCUGAACUCUAAGGCAUCUAGAAACAGGCUCAUCAAAGCUGUGUCUGAUGUCCCCAAAGGCCGGAUUGAUCUUUUGCCUUUGUAUUCUCGACUUGUUGCCACUCUAGGGCAAUAUCUUCCAGACAUCCCUCAAGGCUUGAUCACUUAUCUGGAUGAGGAGUUUCGAAGCCUCCAGCGCCGAAAAUCCAAGGAAUUUCUCGGCCAGGUCCGCAUGACCAACAUUCGCUAUCUUGCAGAAUUAACGAAGUUCGGUACUGUUCCGGAACACAUCAUUUUCCACUGCUUCAAGGUCUCUCUUGACGACUUUUCUCGCAUGAACAUCGAGAUUAUUGGUCACCUGCUGGAAAACUGCGGGCGUUACUUGCUCCGCAACCCAGAGACAUCACCGAGAAUGACCUCCUUUCUCGAGAGGCUCAACAGAAAGAAGACUAUUCAGCACCUGGGUCAGCAAGAACGGAUGAUCAUUGAGAACGCAGUCUACUAUGUGGAUCCGCCACCGCGCCCUGCCAUUCAACAGAAGGAGCGCACGCCUAUGGAGUCCUACAUUCGAAAAAUCAUCUAUCUGGAUAUGAACAAGCGCAAUUAUACCAAGAUCUUGAAGUCAAUUCGAAAGCUUCACUGGGAAGAACAAGAUGUUGUCGACAUUCUGGAGCGAGUCUUCAGCAAACCUGUCAAAGUCAAAUAUGGCAAUAUCCAUCUUCUCGCGAUCCUUGUCAGUGCGCUUUAUAGGUACCAUCAGAACUUCGUGAUCAACAUUGUAGACAACAUUCUCGAGCAGAUCACAUUGGGCCUGGAGCAGAAUGAUUUUAAAUUCAACCAGAAGCGCGUCGCUGAGGUCAAAUAUCUCGGGGAGCUAUACAACUACAAGAUGAUUGACUCACCGGUGAUCUUUGAUACUUUGUAUAGAAUUGUCACUUUCGGCUAUGAAGGUGGUACCCCAAUUCCUGGAAAAAUCAACGUUCUGGAUCUGCCAGACGACUUUUUCCGAGUCCGCCUAGUUUGCACACUCCUCGACACUUGUGGUCACUGUUUCGAUCGUGGAUCCGCCAAGAAGAAGCUCGAUUUCUUCUUGACUUUCUUCCAGUACUAUUUCCUCACGAAAGACCCUCUUCCCAUGGAUCUUGACUUCCUUGUGCAAGACACGUUUUCGAUGACUCGUCCUCAAUGGAACCUCGCGACUGAUUUGCAAGAAGCUACUCAGCUCUUCAGUGAAGCAGUGGCUCAGAACUAUAAAACUCAAGAUUCGGAAAGGCCUAUGGAACCCGACGAGGACGAUGCAGAAAGCAGCUCCUCUGAUGACGGUCUUGAGGAUGAUGUGAUGCCCGAGAUUGACGAAGAGCAAGAGACAAGUGACGAGGCUGAAGUUUCCGGCCCUAAUGCCGAGCGAGAUAGUGAUAGUGACUCCGAAGAUGAGCAAAUCUUUGUCACUCGUCAAGAAGAGGAACGGGAUCCCGAGGUUGAGGCUGAAUUUGAUCGCGAAUUCGAGAAAAUGAUGGCAGAAAGCAUGGAGUCUCGGCGCUUCGAGCGGAAAGCCGUGUUUGAUAUUCCUUUGCCUAUGAGACGCGCUGGCCGAGACCCUUCGAACAGUGAAGGCCCUAUCGAAACCCCUCAAGAGCGAAAUACUACGAUGGCUUUUUCUCUGAUGACAAAGAAGGGAAACAAGCAACAGACACGUACGAUUGAUCUACCCUCCGAUUCUAGUUUUGCACUGGCCAUGAAGAGCCAGCAACAGGCGGAUCGGGAGGAGCAGCAACGCAUCAAAAACUUAGUCCUCAACUAUGAGAUGACAACCGAAGCCGAGAAUACUGGUGAAGUGCUUGAGAAACGUACACCUCCCAAGAUUGAUAAAUCAGGCUCCAACCGCACAGCUUUUCGUUCCAGAAAGCUCCAGCUCAGCGACGUCAACUGGUAG
Messenger RNA from Aspergillus clavatus NRRL 1, 3588 nucleotides. Its product is annotated as regulator of nonsense transcripts 2. Lineage: Eukaryota; Fungi; Ascomycota; Eurotiomycetes; Eurotiales; Aspergillaceae. The transcript is spliced from 9 exons. Bases 1 to 3588 code for a protein of 1195 amino acids. Gene Ontology annotation, molecular function: protein binding; RNA binding. Gene Ontology annotation, biological process: nuclear-transcribed mRNA catabolic process, nonsense-mediated decay. The record is from RefSeq and is a predicted model, not a curated record. Gene Ontology annotation, cellular component: exon-exon junction complex; cytoplasm.